Megachile rotundata (alfalfa leafcutting bee) is the source of this 1326-nucleotide messenger RNA. RefSeq lists its product as uncharacterized. Lineage: Eukaryota; Metazoa; Arthropoda; Insecta; Hymenoptera; Megachilidae. The record is from RefSeq and is a predicted model, not a curated record.
CUGAUGCCAUAUUGUUUACGAGACGCGCGCUACUGUCGAGAGACGAGUCAGGACAAGUAAACGUAUAUCGAGCAGUCGGUCCAGCGUGUCAAUCUCACCGGUUUAUUAUCAAGUAUGCGAAGAUUGAGUACCAAAAGCAAGCGUAAGAAAUCCGAAAUGUGGAGUGAGAGUAGUUCGGAGGAAAAUGGCGUCGCGCGUAAUAUAACCGAUAGUGAUGACAAAAUGAAGGCAGGAAAGGAUAACGAGAACGCGGAUACGCCACGUAGAGGUAGCGCAAAAAAGCGUCCAUCUCGCGGACGCCAUAGCCAGAAAGAAUCACUCGAUAAUACGAACGAGAGAGCGGAAGAUGAAGAUACUCAAUCUGCCGACGCUGAAGAAGAAGAAAAGAAUGCGGAAAAGGGUGGAGCGAGUAAGAAGCUCAAGAAAGAAGAUCCGAAAGGUGCUUCUAUAAAAGAUGGAAACAAAAAAGAAUAUGAGGUCGAGAAAAUUAUGGGGCAACGUACCAUUAAAGGUCGGCGCCAAUUUUUAAUUAGAUGGAAAGGUUAUGGUGCUGAUUCUGAUACAUGGGAACAAGAAGAAAACCUUAACUGUUCACAAUUAAUUGAAGAGUUUCUAGCUGAAGAUGAAGAAAAUCAGGAGGACACUAAGACAAAAAAAUCUGAAAAUUCUGCGAAAUCGCCGAAAAAAGCUGCAGAAUUAGACCGAAAAUCUAAAAAAUUGAAAAACAGUCCAAAAAAGAGAACAGAAAAUGAUAAACAGAUAAGUUCAGAUGAUGCAAAAGAUGACAAAGAUGAUCAAAAGGAAUUUGAAGUAGAGAAAAUUAUUGAAGUACAAUAUAAGAAAAAUAAGAACAGAGAAUUUUUAAUCCGCUGGAAAGGUUUUACAUCUGCAGACGAUACCUGGGAACCAGAGGAAAAUUUAAAUUGUCCUGAACUAAUUGCUAAAUUUAUGCAGAAAGUAGAAAAAGCAAGAAGUACUGAAGCACGUGAACUUAGAGCAAAUCGUCCUCAUACAAAAAGAUACACAUUGACUACACAUGAACAUGGAAGAAGAUUAUCCCGAAGAAAUAUGGAUAAACAAAGAGCUACGUAUCAUGAGUGUGAUGAAUAAAUGGACAUAAAAUAACAAGGUCACUUAAAAGUUCAUAUACAUAUGUGUGUAUGCAUGUAUGUAUAUACUUAAAUACAUACGUGUUUUGUAGUGUUACAAAAAAAAAUGACACAUGUUUAAAAAGUAAAGCAUAAAUCAGUUAUUUUGAACAUAAACUUUUAGUAUACAUAUAUGUACAUAGAAGUUAGGCACUAAUUUUGUGAUUAUUGAAUCAUU